This is a messenger RNA of Dentiscutata erythropus, 324 nucleotides long. The record is from the annotation of a GenBank genome assembly. NCBI's taxonomy places the organism in Eukaryota, Fungi, Glomeromycota, Glomeromycetes, Diversisporales, Gigasporaceae.
AUGGAUGAAACUGCUAUAUCUUUUAAUAUGACAAAUACUACCACAAUUGAAGAAAAAGGAACCAAAACUAUAUCAAUCGCAUCAACUGGGCAUGAAUGUUCAAUGUUUACUGUCAUUUUAUCUUGCUUAGCUAAUGCUGAAGCAAAUAUUAAUAAUGAAGAAGGAGAUGGUGAAAACGGUAAAGACAGCGAAGAAAGAAAUGGUAAAGACAAUAAGAAAGACAGUGAAAAUAAUGAAACAGCCAAUUAUGACAAUGAAAAUAAUAAUACAAAUGAAGAUCUUUUCGUGUAUAUUGAUUAUUAUGGAGAAAAUGAGGAUGCUAAU